CGUGGGUCCUGCAGACACGCAUCCUGUGAGGUGGCCUCUGUGACGUGCAGGCUGCUGACGUGUGUCCCGGUCUCCUCACCUAUAGGUUCAAGUUCCUGCAGGAGAUGAUGCUCCUCUGGGCCUUUCUCCUUGUCAUCUGGUUGCCUCAGGUCAUGCUGGGAGGAUAUUGUAAGGAUCGGUUCCUCUCCCUGUCUUCCCGGCGAUAAGACUUUACUGUUAUCCAGGGUCAGAGAAAGGGUCUGGGUGGGAUUCCGUCACCUCAGGCAGCCGGGACCCCCGAUGUCAGUGCAGUUGGUGGGCACAGGGUGGGUCUGGAAGGGUCCCCGAGCUAGGUGAGGGUCGGGAGGGCGUUUCUAGCUUGGCCCUCCCUCACCUGGGAAGGGCAGCGUUGGAGAGUCCAGGGAAGUAAGGGGGGGCGCUGGCCUUUUCUGACUGCCAGGCUCUCUUGGGCACAGGGGCCGUCAUCUGCGGGGCAGAGGGUCCCCUCAGCUGGCUCCCUGGCGGUGCUCGCCCGCGUCUGUCUCUGGGAACAGGAACAAGUCCCGCGUGUACCCGGUCUCUGCCCGGAAGCUACCCUGGCCAGAGCGGAGCCCGUUGAGGGCCGGGCGGUGGAGGCCUCCAGAAGUCCUUCAAAGCAGGGGGAGGGCACAGCCAAGGGUAACGGUGGACGGUGCCCGGGGCACUGGAGCCAGAUGCUGCUUACUGUUUCCUCGGGGACCUAUAAUCUGAAAUGCUACGAUUGUUGGACCAUCAACAAUUUUAAGUGUCCACAAAUUACGUUGUGUCCGACAGACCUCAGGCGCUGUAUGACCAUGUCUGUUCGUUUGAACAGUCGGGAGCUACUUGUUUACAAGAACUGUACGAGCAACUGCACGUUUGUGUAUCCAAGCGAAGUGCCUGAUGAAGCCCCAAGAGUCUUAAGAACUAACAGCUUCUAUUUCGUCCGUUGUUGUGGUGCAAUGACUUGCAAUGAAGGAGGGCCCACUAAUAUGGAGAGGGAGAUCACACAGGACCAGACUAUUGAGGAUGAGUUAGAAGGAACUGUAUGCUUGGGGGAGUCAACACUUUCCCUGAGCAUUGCCUCCAUCCUGGUCAGCCAUACACUGACAUGAGAAGCCCUCUGGGAGGGUCUGAUCUCUUCCCUCAUUCCUCAGAGCAAGUUCACUCUCCUUUCCUCCCUUGUGAGCCAGGGAUACUGACCCACAGGGCCCCAGAUGGACCAGUUACCCUUUCCCAGCUUAUUUCAAGAGAGAAAUAAAGAACAUUAUUGCUUGGGUACUGCUUAC
Molecule: messenger RNA, 1286 nt
Organism: Herpailurus yagouaroundi (jaguarundi)
Lineage: Eukaryota; Metazoa; Chordata; Mammalia; Carnivora; Felidae
Gene: GML
Product: glycosylphosphatidylinositol anchored molecule like
Exons: 2
Coding region: 693-1112 (139 amino acids)
Source: RefSeq, a predicted model, not a curated record